This is a messenger RNA of Mauremys mutica (yellowpond turtle), 5053 nucleotides long. RefSeq names its product ras-like GTP-binding protein rhoA. The record is from RefSeq and is a predicted model, not a curated record. Bases 195 to 917 code for a protein of 240 amino acids. The transcript is spliced from 3 exons. Gene Ontology annotation, biological process: small GTPase-mediated signal transduction. NCBI's taxonomy places the organism in Eukaryota, Metazoa, Chordata, Testudines, Geoemydidae. Gene Ontology annotation, molecular function: GTPase activity; GTP binding.
CUGUCUUCAUAGGUGAAUUAGUGUUCCAAAGAAAACUGGGGAGAUAAGAUUAGAGAAAAGCAAAUGUCCUGCUGAUCUUCAAGAAAGGGAAGAAAAGUGAUCCUGGAAGUUACUACCUAUAAACAACACAAAGAUCAAGAAAUCAUAAAUAUGGGCAGAAGGGAAUAAUACAAAGGGACAGAUUCUAAUCUAGUAUGAUUUGCCACCGCCUCCUCUCCCUCUCUCCUCAAAGAGUAUUUACAAAGCAUUGGAAGCUUGAAGCUGGAGGGGUUCAUUCUGCAUCACAUCCUAUUUUUCAGAAGAUGGCUGCUGUUUGGAAAAAGCUAACUGUCGUGGGAGAUGUUGCCUGUGGCAAGACAUGCCUCUUGCUUGCCUUCUGCAAGGAACAGUUUCCCAAAUGCUAUGAGCCAACAGUGUUUGAAACCUACAUCAACGACACUGAGGUUGAUGGGAAGUCAAUGAAGCUGAUGCUCUUCGAUGUAGCAGGGCAGCGCCAAGGUAAUUAUCAGCACUUCCGUUCAUUGUUCUAUCAAGGCACAAGUGUCAUCUUAAUGUGCUUCUCAGUGGACAGGCCAAAUGCCCUGCAGAACAUCCUUGACAUUUGGAUUCCAGAGGUCAAACAGUUCUGCCCCACAGCUCCCAUUGUUCUGGUGGCUACCAAGAAAGAACUGAGGAAUGAUGAGGGUGUGCUGGAAAGACUUGCUACACUGGAACAAGAGCCAAUAAAGACGGAAGAAGGAAAAGCCUUGGCUGCUAGCAUUGGGGCAUAUGCCUACCUGGAGUGCUCUGCGAAGACGAACGAUGGCAUUGAGAGAGUCUUGCAGAUUAUUGGUCAAGCUGCAAUACAAGAUGGAACAAAGAAGAAAAGAAAACAUCAUGUGUUCUUCAGAUUGUUCACUUGUGGACAGAAGCAAUGAAGUAAAAAAGAAUGCCAGAGAUGCAGCCAACAGUUGAGAGAGAUUUUCAACCAAGGGUGAGAUGGGGACAUCCCAUCAGCAGCAGUGGUGAGUCUCCAGAAGCCGUAUGAGAUGUAGUUGAACUUGGAUGAAUGUAUGCACACCUCCUUUCUUUCAAGCACAGAUAUUAAGAGCAUUGUUGGCAGUCCUGGAAAAGAGAUUUUAAUUCUGGCUAUAGAUGCAAAGAUGGCUGGUAAAUAGCAUGACUAGCAUUUAUUAAAGACAUACUCUACAGAUCAGAAGGUGGAUAAAAAAAACCAAUUCUGGAGUGAAUAAUCUUAGGAUCCUGGUAUGAAGGGACAAAGAGAUAAUUUAUUGAGCCUAGUUCAUCGUACAGAAGGACAACAUCCUUUGGUAUCUUUCUCAAUGGCAGUUCCAUCAUUGAAGCAUCUUGGUUAUUGUCCCUCUAGAGGAAACAAAAUCAGAGUAACCAAAAUCUUCAUCUUGAUAUUUUAACAGAAUAGCAAAUCCAAAAGAAGGAUAAAUAAGUUCUAACUGCAUUAAAAUUUUUCUUACCCAUUCUUCCCAACUGGUAAGAGUUCCACUGGCUGUGGCGCUAGUAGAAGUCCGAUUGUAGAUUAGGCAUUGGUUAUACCAUCAUGGCUAUGAGUAGAGUCCUCUUCUUCCCUGUAGUUGCUGCUAGUGGUCCUUCUUGAAGUGUUUGGUGCUAAUAAUUUGACUUCCAUUCUGUUCUUCCAAUACAUGCACCAACCGAUCUUCAGCAGGAGCCAGCUAUUCAUCCCCUGACUUUUUCUUCAGUCUGUCUCUGGAUGGGUGUAGUCCCCAGCAGGUUUGUCUGUGGACGCAGUUUGUCUGCCCCUGGAUCCUGCUUUUAUUUAUUAUUUAGGUCUCUCAGAGUUCUUGGUGCCACACCUUAUCCUGUGAUUGGUCUUCUCUUUCUUACAUUCUUAUUGCUGCUUCCAACACUGAGGGUUAAACUUAAGUAAUUAAACAAAAUAGUAAUUGUUAGCACCCUGUCCACUCACAUGCAAAAAUAUUCAAAUGACAAGUGGGCUGAUUUACUUGAAAGACCAAGGCAUGGAAUUUAUAACAAAAAAAAAAGUUCAGUCCUAUUAAUGAGAAAAUUAACUGAGGUGAUUGGAAAAGAUUUUACAGUGUAAAGCGAGAUACAAAAUAUUUGGCGGAUGACACCCUUUUCUGGGUAGCAUGGGACAUGCUACAUCACUUUCUACUAGCAGUGGUAAAAUCCCCUCUACUUCAACGUGCAAUUACAUCAAAAUGUUUUAAGAAUAACACUUCACAUUUCUAAAGCACUUUUCUUCCAAGGAUCUCAAAGCCAUUUUAAACAUGAUUUACUAAGCCAUAUUCCAGCUCUUUGUGAUAGGCAGGUAGUAUCGCCAUUUUGCAGAUGAGGAUACUGAGCAACACCAAAAGUAAGUGAGUUGCCCAAGGUCAUCCAUAUCCAUAGUCUGCUUUGACUCUUCUUUCUGUACUUAUCUUGUCUCUUCUCUUUUCUCUUCUAGUCUCUUCAAUUCCUCCUCUACUUCCCUUGCUACUCCCCUGCCUUUCAAAUAAUAUUUACCUGAUAUAGGUCCCAAGAUAGGAAAGGAUUCUCUGGAGGGCUCUUCAGCUUAAGUGCCUACUGGAUUGAAAUCACAUGCUUAAGCGCUUUCCUGAAUCAGGGCCUUAAUCCUUUUUUUUUUUUUUUACAUCGUAAAGAGCUUUAUUUAUUUGGGUGAGUAAGCUUGGGGUGGGGGGAACUGGGGAGCAGAGAGGCUAUGGAACACAUUUUCCAAAGUGGUCUCUACUUUUUGGCUCUUCAGUUUUUGGAUGUCCAAUGUGAGACACUUGGGGCCUCAUUUUCAAAGGUGCUGAGUGCCCACCACCCCAUAACAUUCAAAACACAAGGGCACCCAAAUUUGGAGGCCACUUUUGAAAAUGUGGACCCAAGUGACUUGUCCAAAGUCAUGCAUUGUCAAUUGGUUUCUCACUUGAAUAUAUUUAACAACCCACAGACAGGCAUUUGUUUUCAGUGCAAAUCUUUAGGUAUUUUGCCUUAAAGUAACAGUGAAUUCACUUUUGUAUCUGCCAAUAUUUGCCUCUGUAUUAAUCAGUCCUUGCCUUGACCUCAGUGUUGGCAUCUUGUUGGUUAGUUACUGAUUAACACCAGGCCUUCAGCCUGCUAGCAUUUUGCGCACACAGCCUCUUCUUACUGAACACACUUACGGAACUGAACAAGGGAAACAAUGCAUUUUUUGCUAAAAAAACACAGGCUAUUGUCACAUUUCACCAUAGAAAUCUAAUCCUCCCCUUUUUAGCCACAAGCUGUUCACUAGGCUCUUAAAGAUGGUCAGAGUCUUGAUGCUGCGCAAAUAUUUUUUCCCCAAAACCGUGCAAAACUUUAGAAUAAAGUUGAGGUCAGCAAAGCUUAAUUUGAAUGCUGUGUCAAAACGCGAAACAAUUUUUUCCUAAGGCUGUGUCUACACUACAGGGACUGUGCUGGUAUAAGCUUGCAGUGUAGACACAGCCUACCCUGUGGGAGGGAGUUUUUCCAUUGGUGUAGGAACACCACCUCCAGGAGCGAAGUUAGCUAUGUCGACAUAGCUGCAUCUGCACUGAGGGUUAGGUUGCUAUAGCUAUGCUGGUCAGCCAUGUGGUUUUUCACAUCCCUGACCAACGUAGCUAUGUGCAUCUAACUUUCAGGGGUAGAGCAAACCUAAAUCUCUGGCUCAGCACACUUUUUCGAGAGUAGGUUUCAGUCUGGCUAUACAACAAAAUUUGUGUAACAAUUGCACAGAUUAAAACAAAAUUAACCUGUCUUUUUUUGAGAUUUAGCUUUGACCUAUGAGCUAAACAAGAGGAAGGAUCGUCCAGUGAAUAGGAUGCUGGUGUGAGAUUUGGGAGGCCCGGGUUCAAUUCCUUGUUCUACUACAGGCUUCCUAUAUGCCUGGGGAAAGUUACCUUGUCUUUCUGUAUGGAGGAUCAUAAUACUUUCCUCCCUCACAGAGUGUUGUGAUGCUAAAUGCAUUAAGGAUUGUGAGAUGCUCAGAUAUGGGGGCCAUAGAAGUAUGUAUAAGAUAAAUAGACAAUACUGAAAUCUGAAAUAAAAAUCAAGAGUUAUUGUGAAUUCAAACUACCAAAGUUCAAAAUCUGUGUUGCCAAACCAACAACGUGAGCCCAGCUCUGCAAUCCAUAAAUCCUUUUAGAGAACUGUUUCUUCCAGGGUAGCUGGUUAUCAAAUAGUCUUUUUGUUUUGUCUUUUUUAAAAUGUGUUUUGUCCCAGUGGCACUCUAAUUCUAUGUGUUUACAUAAAUACAAGAUACAGCACUUUUCAUUUGACAGAAUUGCCUCCCCAGUGAGGGAGAGAACAAGAGAAACGAAUGGAGCACUUUACUUACCACUGAAAUAAAGCAACUUUUGGGAUAAACGUAAUGUGCUUUUUUUUUUACCAGCUCCUACAACACCUUAGGGCAGAUGUCCAAUUGAAAUAGCAAAGGAAAUUUAUAGUACUGAAUGUCAGAUGAAUGUGACUGAGUUGCAACUAGGCCAGGAUUUCUUCGCAAUUUCAAUAAUGCAAUUAUGUAAUUAUAUGAUGUUGAUGUUUUUAACACUUAACACUUACAUGACAGAGAAAAAACAACAUAGUACAUAGCAAUAAUGAGAUACUGUGCAGGAGCAGAUUUUCAAUUUCAGACCAAUGUCUCUAUAUAUUUCAUGGGGAACCUAGGGUGAAAUAACACACAUUUUGUUUAGAGAUUUUGGAAGACAUGGUACUUUUUAUAUCAGCUACAAAAAGCGCAUUUUAGUAGACAUUCAAGUUAUGGAGAAAAGUUCCUGAAUAGCUCCCAACUCAGAGCUUGAGAAGAAGGGAAAGUAUUUCAUUCAGUGUGAAAUAAAAAGACCCCCAUACAUUAUUUCACAUUUUCAGGAUGCUCUGCAUGUACACUGAGCAUUAUGUGAACUCUGGAUUAUGUGUGGGGAGAGAGACAUGUUUUGUGCUUUUCAACAUUGACCUGUAAUUUUGAAUCAAUUUUCUCUAUGUAAUUCAUGUUUCCAUUGCAUUCUUGGAACAAUAUUGGCUCCCUCUUGUGGCCAAUUUAUCACCUGCUAAUUCUCAUACUCACCAAAGAUUAGCA